AUGUACCCUCUCUACUACGAGAAGAAAAUCGUGAAAAAACUCAUACAGCACGACUCCCUGAUUCUCCUGGCAGAUGGAUUUAACGAGCUGAACAUCCUAGCCAUAUUCAUUUUUUACUACCAGAACAAGUGCCUGUGGUAUGAGAAAUGCGCAGAGGAGCAAAACGUCUUCUUUGAGUUGUAUGAACCCCCUGGGGGAGGCACCACGAGGGAGGACCCCCCCAUGGAGGAGCACAAAAUGGAAGUAGCAAACAUAGCGAAUGAGAAAAAUGAAAACAUCAUACCAACUGAGACGAUCCCACCCGGGAAUCAAAACAAACUGAUAUUCAUCCUGAACGUGUCUCCAAAGGAGUAUAACCUCUUUUUGAAGUACCAACUAGGUCUGUACGAUGAGAUGAGCAAAUUGGACCGCCAAUUUAACGAUAGAGUAAAAAUAAACUACCUUAAGACAGAGUAUAUAAGGAACCAAAAAUCAAACGAAAGAAUCGAGUUGUAUAUAAAGAGAGGAGUCUACUUCAUCUCAUCCAAUAUACUCCUAAUCGACAUGUUAACAUUUAAAAUUAUCCCAGAAAUAAUUGAUGGUAUCUUCCUGUGCAAAAAUCACAAACUGGUCUAUAACAUGAAGGAAGUAUUCAUCACGGAGUUGUACAGAAAGAGAAACAAAUAUGGCUUCAUAAAAGGAAUUAGUAACAACAAAAGGUUAGUAAAUAGUCAGCAUAUAGUAAAUUUAAGUCAAAAAUUGAGCAUUAAAAAGGUCUACUGCUAUCCGAGAUUUCACAAAAAUGUACAUAUCUCACUAAAUAACAACUUUUUACAACCAACCAUUUACGAAAUAAACAUGGAACUCCCAUCCGAUAUCAACACCAUGGAAGAAAACCUACUCAACUUAAUACACUACCUAAAUUUAGAAAUUAAAAAAUAUCAUACCUUUACUGAUUUUGAUAUAAAUGCACUCAUAUAUUCUGACAGUGCUGAAAAUUACACAAUGAACUACAUCAAGAGCAAAAACCUAACCUACAAUACAAAAAAAUUGUUAAAAGAAAUUAUUGUCCUUACUCAAGUACUUAACAAUUUGUACGUCUAUGACCACGUCGUUUUUGAUAACUACCUUAACAAUAUCAAGGAGGCAGAUAAAGAAUCCAUAUGGCUCUACUGUAAUGAGGCUAAUGAUAUUUUCUUUUUAUCUAGAGAGAGGAAGAUCAACUUUUUAAAAGCUCUUAACAUGAACCUAGAGUUGGAUAUCACCAAGCAGGACAACGUUCCCCUUGUCCUCCACAAACUGCAGCACGAAGGAAAAUAUUUCCACAAGGCCUAUGAAGUCAAGCGGACGCAGAGUGAACUCUACAGCUGGAUACACGAGUUGGUUUACCGACGUGACAUACACAUCAAGGAGUUUAAAAAGAUGACCCAAAAGGGGCAGCGUAACAUCGCCAGUGCAGAGAAUAUCCUACCUUCUACACGCAAAAGGGGAGCGGAGCGAUCAACGCAGGGAGACCUCCCCAACACGGCCCUCCUCCUCAAGAGGCCCAAAGGGGGCGACCCCCACGAGGACUCCAAGAAGGUGAGCGCAUCCAACGCAGCAGCUUUGCAAAAAGAACAAAGCGAAAUGGAGCUAGGUAAAAGGGACCUCCAAAUGGUUACCUCCCAAAAGGGGAGCCGCGCCCAAGUCAAGGUGAAAAUUGAGCAGCGCACCCCGGAGAAACACGACCCCGGCGUUCACACUGAGGAGCCGCGCAACGCAAAUGGCAAAGUGAGCGCCCCUGAUGGGGGGACCCAAACGGAUGCCUCGAAAGGUGCUUCGAAGGGUUCUUCACAGGACGCUUUACAGGACGCUUCACAAGACGAAUCGCAAAACAGCGCAAGCGCUGGACUACGAGAGCCCAAAAUAAAGCGAGAAAAGAGAAGGUCCGACACGGGGGAAGAAAAUCCAAAAAUAAAUGACCAAUCGAAUAACGACUCACGUAACAAUGAAGCGAGAAGCGUGGCUGAAAAAACAGAACACGUUGAGGUAGACAAAGUAGACUACCCCAUCGCAAUAAUAGUUGACAAUUUCUAUACCCAAAAAGAAAUUUACAAUCUACUACUGCACAAAAAUGAUAACACCGCAGAUGAUAUGAACCUUUUCCGUCAGUCGGAAGAACAAAUACGUGAGCUUUACAUUUCGGACAACUCGUAUAACUCCAGUUCUAGCAGCUCGGAGGAUUACUUUCAAAAAAAAAAAAACGCCAUGCACUCAAAUAAUGUCGAUUACUACAUCCCCUACAAGCUGAUUAAGAACAAAACGACAUCCCUAAAAUUUAUAAAGCCGCAUGUCUAUAUACUGUGUAUAAAUAAGAACUACGAUAUGGUGUAUACACCGGACAGCUUCAUCGAGGACUGCUCUAUCAAAAUUGACACGAUUAAUGAGAACACGUGGAAGGGAGGCAGUCCAUUCACGCAGGAAGGAGAAUCACCCUGCAAAGGUAGAGACAACACCACGAAGGUUGCUUCAUCAGAGGAGGACACCACUCGAUUGAAGAAAAAUUACGCAUCUUCUAAACGCAGCUAUGAUGAUCUUUUCCAAAUAAAUGAGUACUGUGGAAACCUCGACUUUUUGGAGUUAUUUUUGAUGAAGGUCAAACCGUGCAGAAUUAUUUUGACCAAACUGGACUUAAGUAUUUUUCGUAACGUAGAAAUUUACUGCGCGAGGUUGUUCCAGCACAAUGUAUAUAAACUGUGUGGGCAGAGUUGUUUCCCCGAGGUGAUGAAGUACGAGGAGAAUAGCUGGAUGUAUGACAACAUCGGCGAGGCCCAACCCUUUUUGAAGAGGGAGCAGGGGGGCAGCCCCCAGGGCGCGCGCGCCAAGCGAUGUUCCCGCGAGGCUGCAAGUAAAGAGGCCAAACAAGGGGCAAACAAAGGAAGCAGCAAAGGAAGCAGCAAAGAAGGCCACAAAGGAACCAGCAAAGGAACCAGCAAAGGAACCAACAAAGAUGCCAACAAAGGAACCAGCAAAGAAGGCAACAAACCUGCCAACAAAGGAACCAACAAACCCGCAUCGACGAUCCACUUCGCGGACCGCGCGGCGAGAACCUUCAGCACGCUGGAGACCCUGAGCACCCUGUGCAACGCUGUGGAGGUGUUCCUCGUCUUCUACAAAAACAACAUCCUAUACAAUAAAUACCUGAACGAUGUAAAGGUGGAAAAAACAAACUGGCUGAAAUUUAUCGAAAAUAAAAAUAAUUUCAAAUUUCAAGUGGACAGAAAUGUCUUCAACAAAAAUAAGGAUCUCUUUAAAAAAGUUGUAGACUCCUAUUUCAUGUUCCAAAAAAGAUUUCAACAAAAAAAAAAAAAUCUCUUCAAUUUUAACAAAGCCCUGUGUGAAGAGUUUAAAAAUUUCCAAGAAGUAAAGCUCGACGACCAAGUAGAAAAUAAAGCCGCCUUCUUAAGUAACCUCAACACAAACUAUAUUAGCAUGGAGGAGGAAGAAAUUUUUAUGCACAACUAUAGAAAUAAAACAAGUAAAAAAAACGACAUGGCACUCUCCAACCUGGAUGAAAAAACCAUUUCACAGAUUCGACAGGUAUUGGAAAAAUUUUCUAUCGAUUCCUUUAAUUUGAAUUUUAUCCUCUACAGCAUUUUUAACAACACCAAGCCAAUCGUCAUAGUAGACAUUAGGGAAUUAAAAUCUGACCUCUCCUACAAACUGUAUACGAGCAAAAUGCAUAUCAUCCCAUAUUCCCUCCUCGUUGGGGAUUAUAUCCUCACCAAGGAUAUCUGCGUCGAAAGGAAAACUAUCGUGGAUCUCAUUCAGUCAUUAAACAAUAACAGACUGUACAACCAAAUUAAUCAAAUGUCCAAAUAUUACUCCAUCUAUGUGUUACUAAUCGAAUUCAACACAAAGCAUUUAUUUUACUUCUCCUCCCUUAGCGAUAAAAAUUCCAUCUACACGAAAUUAAUCAUUCUUUGUCUCCAAUUUAGUAGACUUAAAAUUUUGUGGAGUCCCUUUUCUCUUUUUACCGUUAAGCUUUUCUGGUCGCUUAAAAUUAAUGCCGAGCAGCCCGACAUCUUCAAGUCGCUCCACAUUGAUUUGACUCUGGAGAGGGACGCCCACCAGCAGCUCGGGAGGGACUCCAGGCGGGGCAAAGCGCAGCCGCUACCCACAACGCAGCUGAUACCCACAACGACGCCGCUACCCACAGCGCAGCCGCUACCCACAACGCAGCCGCCACCAACAGCGCAGCCGCUACCAACAGCGCAGCCGCUACCCACAACGCAGCCACUACCAACAGCGCAGCCGCCACCAACAGCGCAGCCGCUACCCAUGUCGAAUUCCCCCCAUGGAGAGGCGAGCGAACCACUCCUAGAUCCCCCCACCCAAGCGGAACAACCCAGCCAAAACGCCCUCGAGCGGCUAGACAGCUCCGCGGACAAAAAUUCGGACAACGAAAAUGAAUAUCAAUCAGACCCCUACAAGUAUGAAACAAUAAAUGACCUCUUCGACAAAAAUUUAACUCCCCUGCCAAAAGAGGAAGGGAACAGUUACGCCCUAAAAAGAAUGGAUAGCGUCACCAAUUGGAACGCCCUGGAAAUAUUGAAAGCCCUCCCAGGUGUAACAGAAAAAAACAUGCACCUGAUCAUCAACAACGUCAACUCAUUGCGAGACUUAUGCGAAAAAACGGUCGAGCAGUUGGAAGCCUACAUGAGCAAGAGCAACGCCAAGAUGCUCCACGAAUUUUUGAACACGGACGCGACGUGA
Messenger RNA from Plasmodium cynomolgi strain B, 4734 nucleotides. RefSeq names its product DNA repair endonuclease. The transcript is spliced from 2 exons. Gene Ontology annotation, cellular component: nucleotide-excision repair factor 1 complex. The record is from RefSeq and is a predicted model, not a curated record. Gene Ontology annotation, biological process: double-strand break repair via homologous recombination; resolution of meiotic recombination intermediates; nucleotide-excision repair involved in interstrand cross-link repair. The coding region runs from base 1 to 4734 and encodes 1577 amino acids. Lineage: Eukaryota; Apicomplexa; Aconoidasida; Haemosporida; Plasmodiidae. Gene Ontology annotation, molecular function: single-stranded DNA binding; damaged DNA binding; single-stranded DNA endonuclease activity.